Yamadazyma jaroonii is the source of this 513-nucleotide messenger RNA. NCBI's taxonomy places the organism in Eukaryota, Fungi, Ascomycota, Pichiomycetes, Serinales, Debaryomycetaceae. The record is from the annotation of a GenBank genome assembly.
AUGAAUCAAGUACGAUACUUAUCGUACAAGUAUUCUAAGAAGGUUAACUGUUCACCUAAACAGAUCUUCGAUGUGGUAAUCGAUAUAAAGAACUAUAAGAAUUUCAUACCCUUUGUCACCAAUUCAUAUCAUUCCCUUCCCUAUGAAAUCAACCAUACUUCAUCAUCAAUUGUAAAUAGUCAGUCACAGCAAGGUAACGGUACAGGGGGGUUCGAUAUGAACUGGAAUGGUUACCAAGAAGAAAUUAGUUGCCAGAUAUCCUACAAGGUCAACCAAGAGAUCAUUUCAAGAUGUGAAACAGGAGUAUUCAAACAUCUCCUCGUUCAAUGGAAUUUUUCACCAUUCAAGAAUAAUUUAACCAAUAAAGAUCAAACUAACGUGGAAUUACAAUUAGAUUAUGAAUUUAACAACUUCCUUUAUAAUAACUUGAGUUCCCUAGUCAAUCAACAAUUAAGUAAGUUGAUGAUCAAGUCGUUUGAAAAACAAGUAAAGAUACAAAAUAGAGAAAUAUAG